Molecule: messenger RNA, 1415 nt
Organism: Peromyscus maniculatus bairdii (prairie deer mouse)
Lineage: Eukaryota; Metazoa; Chordata; Mammalia; Rodentia; Cricetidae
Gene: Cfap276
Product: cilia and flagella associated protein 276
Source: RefSeq, a predicted model, not a curated record
CCAUGGCAGCCGCCACCGCUGGCGCGCGGCGUGGGAGUUCGCGCGCCAGGGUUUGCAACUAACCCAACAGGCUUACGUAAAGCACGCGGUAGAAGAACCCUCCAAGCAUCCGCGGCAGUUCAUUUCGCCCCUAUUGCUCUUCCUGGCCAGAGGUCAUUUCUAAUCAUCUCUUAUUUUGUAAACGUGGCAUGUGAAAUGAUAAAGGGAAGACAUACGUCAUCACUACCUUCGAGGGAUCGUCUCCUAGAGUGGCCCCAGCACUAACUGCAAAAGCUACUUCCAUCCUCCCACCCCGCCAAAUCCAUCCAUGUUUUUACAGCCGGGUCGAUGAGCAACCCUGACGUCUGCAUAGUUAAACAGCAAGGAGAGUGACCUAACCGACCCUUUUCCAGUCAGGACACGUCAGAUCUUGGGGGUUUUGACAUUCUCGGACUCUCAUUGCUUUGAAAAUGGAGAAGCUUUCUUUUAGGUGAGGGUGAGAAGGAAACCUCUGGGUCAUCCUAAAGGACUUCCUUCGUCAGCUUUUGCGGGGCUCCCAAGCUGUUGGGAGGCCAGCGUUUUCCACCUAGGGCUCCAGAGAACACAUCCAGGUCUCCUUUCCUCGGCAUUCACAACAGCCUCCUCCCAAGGAGCCUUCUGAGUUGAACCGCCAGGUGGCGCAUCUCUCGAAGGAAAUAUAUCUCUGUCAUAAAUGGAGGGGUAGUUGCCUGGCAACCAAAAACUGGGCGUUCCAAACAAUUGGGACCGGGGAUCCUGUACGAGACAGGUCCGUGCUUUGGCUGCGCUAAUCUCCUGGGACUAAGCCAGCAUCUUUGGGCCUUUAAGUAUGCCUCACUCUCAGGAAUCGUUCUCGCACCCUACCUUAAGUGAAGAAGACUCACACUUGGGAAGUCUGCGGGCUUCUAAGAAAUCAUCGUUUAAGAACCCAACUCACCUUGCUCAGCAGCAGGAACCCUGGAGUCGGCUCAACUCAACUCCCACAUUUACCUCCAUGAGGCGAGACGCCUGCUUUUUCGAUCCCAAGAUGCCAAAGGAUGAUCUGGAUUUCCGCUUAGCAGCCUUGUAUGACCACCACACUGGGGCAUUCAAGAACAAAACUGAGAUACUGUUGCACCAGGAGACCAUUCAGGAUAAGCAUGGCAAGAUCCAGUUUCCUGGAGAAUGUUUCCACUCCCCUGCGGCCCCCAUCACUUCCCGGGCUAACAUCAUCAGACACUGGAUCAACCCUAAGAAAGAAUCCAUCCACAGCAUCCAGGGAUCCAUAGUGUCUCCUCACACGGCAGCCACCAAUGGAGGUUACUCCCGAAAAAAUGAUGGUGGCUUCUUCUCCACCUAGUGGUGAGAACUGGGUUAAUUUCGUCAUGGUGGGACAUCCGGCUGCCCCUUCUUCAUUAAAUAGGUUUGUUCAAGAUGAA